Hordeum vulgare subsp. vulgare (domesticated barley) is the source of this 873-nucleotide messenger RNA. RefSeq lists its product as uncharacterized. Gene Ontology annotation, molecular function: protein binding. Bases 1 to 873 code for a protein of 290 amino acids. NCBI's taxonomy places the organism in Eukaryota, Viridiplantae, Streptophyta, Magnoliopsida, Poales, Poaceae. The record is from RefSeq and is a predicted model, not a curated record. The transcript is spliced from 2 exons.
AUGUCUGCUGCACCAUAUCUUCAGAGCAAGAAGAUGAAGCGGGAGGAUCUCGACGUCCUCAUCGAGAUCCUGUCGCGGGUGCCCUACACAUCGCUCUUCCACUUCAAGCGCGUGUCCAAAGAGUGGCUCGCCCUCUGCUCCGACCCCGGCGUCCGCAAGAGGUCGCCGCAGACCUUGUCCGGCUUCUUAUACUUCAACCUCGGCUGGCGUUUCCAGAAUUUGUCCGGGUGGAGCCCUCCCAUCAAUUGCCGGACCACCUUUCGCGUUUCCGAUGUAUAUGGCCUGUCCGCGGCCAUGAUCUUCUCAUCGGAAACUGGAGGGUGGACUUCCAUGCAGAGUCAGUGCGACGAUGGCAGUACAUAUCGGGUCAGUGAUUUAGAAAGCACCUUCCUGAAUGGCAUUAUGCAUCUCCCUACUCGAUCUUCGUCAAUAGUCACAGUGGACCUGAAAAGGAAUGCUUGGAGGAAAAUUAAAAUGUCACCUGGCAUGACAAACAACUAUGGCAGUGCUUCCAUUGGGCAGUCACAGGGACGCUUGUCUGUUUGGGAAGAGGGUCAAGAUGGUUGCCAGCUCUCUAUUUGGGUUCUUGAAAAUUAUGAUAGUGGACAGUGGACCCUAAAGUAUACCAUUAACUGUUUUGAACUGCUUGGAAGGGAUUGUUGCAAAAACAACGAGUACCACUCGAUGUUUGCAAUUCAUCCAGAAUGUAAUUUGAUUUUCCUUACUGAUGGUAAUGAAAAGAUGUUAUCAUACAACAUGGAUAAUCAGAAAGUCCAUGUUAUCUGUGCUUCUGAAGAUUUCUUCAUGGGUGUGCCACUCUGCCUACUGCCUUAUGUACCCUGUUUUGAGGAAUGGUCAUCAAAUGGUCAGUGA